AUGGAAAAUACUGUAAAUAAAUUACAUGAAGAACAACAAAGAUCUAACGAAUUAUCUAGAGAAAAUGAAUUAUUACGUGAUCAAUUAGAACAAGCAAUACAAGCUAAUCAAGGUUUAAGUCAAGAUGUUGCACGUUUAACAUUAGCCUGGAGACAUGCAGCUCAACAAUUAGAUAAACGUGAAUCAGAAUGGCGUGAAGAAGAAAGCGCAUUUAAUGAUUAUUUUGCUGCUGAACAUAGUCGUUUAUUAUCUUUAUGGAGAGCUGUUGUUGCCCUUCGACGUCAAUUUGCUGAUUUAAGACAACAAACUGAUAAAGAUUUAACAAAUACCCGUACAGAAUUUACUCGAUACAUAGGGAACAUUCAGUCAGCAUGUAAUAAUUUGGAAGCAAAUAUACGCACAGCUGAAGCACAGAAUCAAGCUAGUCAAGUAAAAACAUCUAGCUUCAUUGAAGCAGAUAUGGCAAAUCGUAUACAAGGUUUGACUGAAUCUUUGGCACGUAGUCAAGCACGUUUGGCUGAAACAGAAACGAAGCUUACUGAUGUUAUGACUGCAAAAGAACGGCUUGCCACUCAGCUUGCUGAAAGAGAUCGAAUACUCACUACAAUGAAACAAUUACAUUCGAAUUUUGACAUAGAUUCACCAUUAAUUAAAAAUUCCAAAUCCUAUAAACGUGGCAAACGUUUGCAUGAUGUGCUGGAUAAUACAACAGCUGAUAUUAAUAAACAUAAUGAUGAUUUAUUAGAAUUCGAAGACGAAGAUGAUCAUUUGAAAGCAACUAAACGUUUAAUUGAACAUACCCAUGUUAUGCAUCAUGCAUUAAGUCAAAUAGCCCAGUUAAUCAUUUGGGAUGCAACGAUUGCUGAUACAGAUGAAGCACAAGAACCUAUUCUCAAUCUACAAAAUCCUGACUGGUCUUCUACACGUAUCAUUCCAUAUUCAAUAGAAUCAAAACAACCAGUUUCUGAUUUGUCACCAAACAGUAAAGUACAAAAUGAAGAAAGUGAUAUAAAUCAACAAGGAAAUAAAAUUUAUUACAUUAAACCAGAAGAUAUUUCAUCAUUACGCCGGCUUGCACAUUCAAAAUAUCAAGCUGGUUCAAGUUUACAUUUAGCUGAAUCAACAGUUAAUGCUGUGCAAAGUGCCUUAAAUAGACGUGCUACUCAUGUUCAUCGUCUUAGACUUCGAAGUUCUGGACUGAAAGAGCAAUUAAAUAAUCUUACACGUCGCGGCGAAGAGUCAGAUGUGGAGAGAAAACGUCUGUCUGAACAGUUGGCACGGUUAAGAGAAGAAUUAGAAGUACAAAGUUUGGAAGUGGAUAAAUUAUCUAGAGAAAGAGAUAGAAUUAAACAAAGUUUAAGUUUAACCAAAGAGGAGCAUGAAAUGAGUGAAUCAGCAAGACAAAAUCUAAAUGAACAUGUACGGGAGAUUGAAAGUGAAUUAGAUCGCCUUAAAACAUCUUUGCAUGAUAUGCGAAAACAACGCGAUGAAGCAACUCAGAACGUGAUAAUUUACAAACUGAACAAGGUCGUACAAACAACGUGCUGUAAACUUCGAGAAGAAUUGGCUACAAUUCGUGAACAGUUAAGACGUGUUGAAUUAGAAAAAGAAAUAUUAGACCAGGAGAAAAAUGACGCAAUUACAGCGGCUGGUAAAAUUCAAGCUAAAAUUGACGAAUUAAAUGAAGACCUCAACCAAGCGCAUAAUAGAGAAAACCAAUAUAAAUCAAGAAUAGCUAGACUAGAAACAGUCCUUGAGUCACAAGAGCAUGAUGCUGAGCAAUUAACCCAUCAAAUCUCUUUAACACAUGCUAAAGAAUCUCGUUUAGCCGAAGAAAGAGCCAAUCUUCGGGUAGAAUUACAAGAACAAAGAGAUGAAAUAGAAAAGUUAUAUUCUGAAAAAUCCUUAACACAAUCUGAAUUAGAACAAGCACGAGAAUCUACAAUGCGCGCCGAGACAGCUAGAUCACGACUAGAAGCUGAAUUGGGUGACUUGGCUCGAGAAAGGAUGACACUUACAGAAUCAUUAUCUGAGGCUCAGAGACAAAAGGCAUCUUUAAUGGAAGAUGUAUCAACAUUCCGAAGAGAUUCUGAACGUCAGGAAGCCUUAAUCAUGAGACUAACAAACGAAAAAGAAGCUAUAUCAAGACAUAAAGCAGAAUUACUUCUUCAGUUAUCAAUUAUUGAACGAGAUAAUCGACAUCUUACAGAAAUAAUUAAUACAUUGAAAUCAGAGAAAGAAAACUUAGAAUCUAGUUUAUUUGAUAUGCAACAAACAAUUGAACAAUUAUAUUAUAAACAAUCUCAAUUAGAAAGAGAUGUAUCAGAUUUAAAAAAUCGUCGAGAUGAAUUACAAGCUGAACUAUGUCGUGCUCAUAGUAAUUUUCAAAUUGAACUAGAAAAAUCUGAACGUAAUAGUAAAAAAGUAGGUGAUCAACUGACAAAUGAAUUAGAAGAUUUACGUAUAGCAUUAAUAAAUGCUGAAAAACGUGCUGAAGAAGCUGAAAAGGCAUGUUUACAAGCUGUGGAAAGAGCAGAUCAAGCUGUCAAUCUUAUUGAUAAACAACAGCAUGUGGAUGUGGAACAAUUAGUUAAUAGAGAAUAUGAAUUACGUAGUUCUGCUGAAGAAAUGAAUAGACUUACUAAAGAAUUACUAACUGCUCAAAGGGAAAGAGAUGAAGCUCGUUUACUUGCAGAACGAGAACGUCAACGUGAACUAUCCAGAGCAACGGAAGAAAAAGUCGGCCUUCAAGAGAAAGUUAAUGCUUUACAAGAAACUAUUACUGAAUUACAGACCACACUAGAGAGAACACAGAAGGAUGCAAGUGUUCGAGAAGAUCGCGAGAGGUCGGCAUUGAGAAAAGCUACUGAAGAGGUUAGGAGCUUUAGAAAUCAAUUGCAAGAAGCAUGUUCUGAACAUGAAAGAGAAAACCGGGAAUUACGAAUGCGUAUACACAGUCUUGAAAGUCAAAAAGAUCAGUGGACAAAAGAAGUUAGUGAACUUCAAAUAAAAAUUCGUUUGGCUGAAGAGGUUCGAGAUACUAAUCGUACAGAAUUAGUAGAUAGUACAUACCGUAUUCGUGCUUUGGAAGAAAUAAAUGAUUCUUCAAGAAGAGAAUGCAGUGAACUAAGUCAAAAACUUGGUGAAUUGGAACGUGAGAAAACUGCUAUAAAUCGUUCUAAUGAAGAAUUAAGAAAACAAUUGAAAUGUGUUGAAUUAGAACGUGUCGAUUUAGUUCGUAUGACUAAUUCACUAAAAUCUAAACUACAAGGCACUGAAAUGGAUCGAACAAGUUCAGAGAAACGUGUAGCUGACCUACAAGUUGGUUUGAAAGAAGCUACAACUUUAGCAAAUGAAAGUAAACGUGAAAUUGUAGAAUUACGCGGUAAAUUACAAAGAGUUGAAUCCGAAAAUGUGAAAUUAACUGAAGAAAUCGAAGAGUUGAAAGCUCGAUUAAGAGAAAGCGUGAAUCAAGAAGAAAGUUUAAAACGUGAGAAAGUUUCACUAAAACAAAAAUUAAUGGAAAUUGAAUCAGCGAAAUCGACAUUGCAAUCUGAAUUAACUGAUUUAAAUCAUCAAAUGUCUGAACUAGAAGAAAUACUUCGUUCAAGAGAAAGAACAGCAAAUCAAGCUGCAGAAGAUUGGCAAAAAGAUUAUCAACGUUUAGUUGAAUCAAGGAAGAGCUUACAGUCGAAAUUGGACAAUUCAAAUAUAGUCAUCAGUGAACUUCGAACAUUAUUAGCUGAAUCACAAACUUGUAUUAAAGGAUUAGAAUCAGAAUUGAAUGAAACAUUGACUACACGUCAAGAAGCUGAGGCACGUUUAUCAGCAAUACAUAGUAUAUUAAGACGUUUAAUUGGUUUCCGUCAAUCUCAAUAUACUACUCAAUUACAAAAUGUGAAUAAGCAACAACAAAGACAACAAUUGAAUGAUAAUUUCGACUCUAGUUUAGCUGAACACAUAGAUGAACUGGACAAAUCACAUGAUGUUAAUUCACAAUGGGAUUAUGAUGGUUAUAUGAAGAAUACUUCUGGAAUAGAUUCAUUUGAACAGCAAAUCGAUGGUUUUAAUGAUUCAGAUUCUAAAAAAUUAAAAAUGAUGGCUGAAAAAGUAUUAAAUAGUCAACAAGACAUAAAACCUGAAGUAUUGUAUACAUUUAGAAGUGAACAAUUCCCAAAACCACGUGUCCGUGGUCGACGCCGAUAUGAAGCUUAUAAUAAUUCCGAUCCAGAAUACACCCGACAAAAAUCUUUAAGACGCGCUAAAUCGGCUUCACCAACAAGAGUAAACAGGUACGAUGGAUUCGCCCUACGAUCAACAUCUACUGAAAGAGCUGAUCAACAGAGAUUAAUUGAUAGUACAUUUUAUUCAGGUGAUGAGAAUGGAUUAUUAUUCCAUCCUGAUUAUCUAACACAUUUAUCUGAUUGGUCUUACAAAUGGUUAGAUACUAUACGUUAUCAUAUGAACAGUUAUAGAACACAUGCUUUGCCAGGCUCCAAUUUAGAUCCAGGUGCUGUACGUUUAGCAUUAAGACGAUUUUUACGUCAUCUUGUAAAAAUUGAACGUGAACGAGAUGAUUUUGAUAUAAAAGCAAAAUUGAAUGAAGAAAAAGUUGUAGAAUACAGUCGACAAUUAAAUGAACGUGAAGAACAACUGAAUGAAAUGAAAAUAAAUGCUAAUGAUAUGGAAAAAGGAAAAUUAGAAAUUAUGGAACAGUUGAAUAAAAUGAAAAAUACAAUUACAGAACAUGAAAAUGAAAUGUCCAAACGUGAAUAUCAAUAUACAACAUUACAUAAUCAAAUCAAAGGUUUAGAACAACAAUUAAGUACAUGUGAAGCUGAGAAAAAUCAAUUACAGAUACGUCUAGAAAAGUCUAGAGCUGCAGAAAUUAAGUUAGAAGAAAAUAGACGAGAAUUAUUGCAUUCACUAGAGGAAGCAGAAACACGUUAUACACAAGCUGAAAUCGUUCGACGUCAACUGGAAGGUGAACUUCAACGGUGUCAAACUAUACUAAGUGAAUUAGAAAGUGACAAAGAGAAUUUACAAUCCCGUUUAAAUGUGAGUGGACGUCAAGGUACCGAAAUGGAAAUGAAAAUAUACAAUCUUCAAAUCGAAUUAGAAAGAGCUACAAAUGCCUUAGAUCAAACAACUUUGUGUGUAGCUGAGUUACGUGAUCAACUAACACGCGAAAAACUGGCUUAUGCAAAUUUACAACAAGAAUUAACUAGAACACAAGAACACAUGGAAGCAUCACAGAAACGCGAACUGAAUGCAGAACAAGAAAAACGCUUAUUACAGGAACGUUUAGAUAACAAUAAGAACUUGUUAAAUGAUACUAAAGUUCAAUUACAUGAAAUGAUGGAACGUGUACAAAAACUACAAAUGGAAACGACAGAUGCAGCUGCUAAACGUUCUGAAGUAGAAAUACAGCUAAAGCAAUUAGAAAGAUUAUCAACAGAAUGUCAACAUACUAAUAAUGAAUUGCAAAUGAAGAUCAAUAAUAUACAGGUUGAAAAUGCUAAUCUAACUGAAAAAAACGCCAACUUAUUAAGAAGUAUGAAUGAUGCCGGAAUACAAAAACAUGAAAUCGAUUGUGAAUUAACACGAGUAAGAAAAGAACAAAUUCAAUGGAAGAAAAUGGCAGAAAAAAUGGAAAGAGAACGUACAAAAGAACAAGAAUUAAAUAAUACAUUACGUAAUGAAAAUUCCGUAUUGAUGACAACUAUUCGUGGACUAGAAGAAGAAACAUUAAAUUUACGUCGAGAAAUACAAAAACUUCAAGUACAUAUGGCUCAACAAGACGAACAGUAUGCAGCUCAAUUAAUCGAAGUCAAUACAAAACAGCGUCAAGAAUUAGAAAAUGAGUUAGAUCGACAAAGAAACGCUCUAAAUGAUACACAAAAAACAUUACAACUCAAAGAACGUAGCUAUAAACAACGUAUACGUGGACUUGAAGACCAGAUUCAACAACUCAAAGAUCAACUAACUCAUGAAACAAAUAAACGUCAAUUACUUUACUUAAAGAAUCCAUCUUCUGUUAACCAAAGUCAGCCAAGUUUAACAAGUUAUGGAAGUUCAGUAACUACAACAGGAUAUGAUUAUACUGAAAUGAAAUCUUCAAUAGAUAAUAAUCGUCAACAGGAUUCAUUCUUGGUGGGAUUGUACAAGCCAACUACUGCACCAUCUAGAUAUGACCCAUACUACUACCAACUAACAGGCUCAAUACCUGCUAGACUGAACCGAUCAACGGGAUCAAAUUUAUUAAUAAAACCAAGAAGAUCAUUUAUUGAAUCAAGACCAUAUCAAUCAACGACAAAAAUAGAUAAAACAAACCCCUCGACCCAAUAUCAUAGUGAUGAAAGAAAUAGACGUCCUGAAGAAAAUAUCACAACAAAUACAGAUAUUAGUCCGUUGGAGCAAUCUUCCCUACCUAGAACACCGAUUGCUGCUAGUCGUUCUACAUGGCAUGAGUCAAGAGAUAGUACAGCUACAAUAAACCGGAGUACAAGUGAUUCUACAAUACGUCCAAGAGAAGAUAAAUCAAAAGGUGACAACUAA
Molecule: messenger RNA, 6558 nt
Organism: Schistosoma mattheei
Lineage: Eukaryota; Metazoa; Platyhelminthes; Trematoda; Strigeidida; Schistosomatidae
Source: the annotation of a GenBank genome assembly